Yarrowia lipolytica CLIB122 is the source of this 951-nucleotide messenger RNA. RefSeq lists its product as uncharacterized. The record is from RefSeq and is a predicted model, not a curated record. Lineage: Eukaryota; Fungi; Ascomycota; Dipodascomycetes; Dipodascales. Gene Ontology annotation, molecular function: GTP cyclohydrolase II activity. Gene Ontology annotation, biological process: riboflavin biosynthetic process.
AUGAGCAAGCCUAUUGAUAUUCCCGAUACCUCCGAAGAGGUGUCGCAGAUCGAUCUCGUUUCGCCCACUUUCACGCCAACGGAGUCUCAGGUGGGAACCCCCGACGCUAUCCCCGUCACAGAAGAAGAGUCGGGAGCACCAGUACUCAAGCUCUCGGCCACACUCCCAGAGGUCGAGUGUCUGGUGCGAGCCAGAAUCCCCACCACCAACGGAACCGAGAUCUUCCUUCAUCUGUACACCAACAAUGUCGACAAGAAGGAACAUCUGGCUAUUGUUUUCGGAAACCACAUCAGAUCAAAGUCUUUGGACCGGCCACGAGAAGGCGAGACUGAGAUGGACAGAAUGACCCGAGGGGCUUACACAGGCCGACUCUUCCCUGGAAGACAGUCUUCCAAGGAAGGAGUCCCCUCCACCCGAACCCCAGAGCCCGCUUCCAAGGCUCCAGACACGACCCUGGUGCGAAUCCACUCCGAGUGCUACACUGGUGAGACAGCCUGGUCUGCCCGGUGUGACUGUGGAGAGCAGCUUGACGAGGCAGCCAGGCUUAUGGGAAACAAAAACUCCGGUGUCAUUGUCUACCUGCGACAGGAGGGACGAGGAAUCGGUCUGGGGGAGAAGCUCAAGGCAUACAACUUGCAGGAUCUCGGUGCUGACACUGUACAGGCCAACCUGAUGCUCAAACAUCCCGCUGAUGGUCGAGACUUUGGCCUGGCAACUGCUAUUCUGCAGGAUCUGGACCAGACUAAGAUCCAGCUGCUCACCAAUAACCCCGACAAGAUUGCCGCAGUUGAGGGACCUAACAAGGAGGUCACCGUGGUGGAACGUGUACCCAUGGUUCCUCUGGCCUGGAAGGACAAGUCCAAGGGUAUUCACAGCGACGAGGUGGACGGCUACCUCCGGACCAAGAUUGAGCGUAUGGGACAUCUUCUCAGCGAACCCAUGGCAAAAUAA